Varroa destructor (honeybee mite) is the source of this 1997-nucleotide messenger RNA. RefSeq names its product protein odr-4 homolog. Gene Ontology annotation, biological process: intracellular protein localization. Lineage: Eukaryota; Metazoa; Arthropoda; Arachnida; Mesostigmata; Varroidae. Gene Ontology annotation, cellular component: endomembrane system. The record is from RefSeq and is a predicted model, not a curated record.
CGAAUAUUUUGUACGUAUGGUCAAAUCGUUUCUUCGUUUUGUCAGACAGAGUGAAGUGUUUACACGAGAAGUUGUAUGGCCAUGCGUGCCUUAAGUCCGAUCGGCUAAUUUCUUCUUCGAGACACGGCAUUCUAUUAAGAUAACACGUUACCCAAUUACGUGCGCUUCUGUGUCAGGAGAAGCCGGCUAAUACCUUUUCUCCUCUCUGAGACGUGUGUCGGGUCGGUAGCGUUAUUCGCCUGCAGCGCUCAUGGACGCCUAGCUGUAGAACAAAACAAUCAGCUGAUGAAAUUGUUGAAUCGUUUGUAUAAUGGUGCUCGCGUAGAACGGUUCAUUUCAGCGCCACAGCUGUUAGAGUUCAGAGCUUGCGGCCAUUGAAGUUAAGUAAUAGCUAAAAGCUGAAUUACGGAAAGAAGAAUAACGCUAUUUACUUUUGAUUAUAAUAUAAUCGUUUGUAGCGUUGAAGGAAGACUUUGAUUAGAAGUCGGAAUUCGUUUUUUUGUCGGUGGUUAAUGCGAAAGAACUCGGACAAAAUGAAGGUGCUCAUCCAUGAUGAAGAUUUUACAAAACAUCUCCAGGAUGCUUUGAAAUUGGCGGCAGGCAAUGAGGAGGAUCUGCCUACCGACGAACUUCAUUUGGGUCUUGUCAUCGGAAUUCCGGGAUCGAAACAGGCCACCCUUGUCCAUAUUGCGCCUUGUCCACCGCCCGAAGGCGACGUCGAUAAAACGACAUGGGUGGCGCGACAUGCACGCCUUGUCGAACGCAUGCUGCCAGGCGGAGUCGAUGUUCUUGGCGUUGCCGCCAUUGGACCCGCUUCCCUAUUCGAAAAGGAAAGAGCCGAUGUAAAGCAGGCAUUGAUCAGUAUACACAGGAUAUUGACGUCUUCGCCGCAAAUUUACCAUUAUGUCCAGCGGGUUAUGUUGCACGUUGAUCCUGAUUCGUUCAAGAUGACGUCCAGGCUUAUCGACAUAGCAGAUCCGUCUGGUAGUGGGUCCCCUCAAGACAUCAAACUUGUAAAGAAGUGCACAGUAUUCACUGAACUUGCAUGUGAUAUUGUUCUACAGUCGUUUGAGCAUGUCCCGGACGAGGUAAUUGUACAGGGUCUCCAGAAACAGAUGGCUAUUUACACAGCCAGUCUGGAAAGCACUCUUGGGGCGUCAGAGAUCCUUAUUGGUGGUCAGCGAUGUGAAGAUUCCGUCAUGCUAACAACGCACCUUGCUUCGCUAGCAACUGGAAAUAACAAUGGGACUGCCGCUGUCGAAUUUGUACUCAAACAAUCAGCGCCGCCGCCACAGGAUCUGUUGGAUGAGAAACCCGUUGCCCUUAGUGGGGCUGGCGCACAAGUGCUGGUACAAGGUUCGAUGCGGCUCCGAGCAGUUGUUCCACCGCGUGCAACAUGUGGAGAGGCCGUGGCAGCGAUUCGGCAGGACGCUCGACGAAGUUUGCAGGCCAGGUGUAGAAUGCAUUGUGAGGACUUUGAACUCAUCGAGGGCGAACAGCGGGACCCGUCACUUCGGCACGAGCUGCCUAAACGUGUCUUUUUAUGCCGAGAGAAGGCGCCAAGUUCGGUGCCAUUUUGUGAUUAUGUGUUCCAUGGAGACGAUCCGGCUGACUGUCUGCAAGCAUUUGAUGAGAUUCUAGGUUUGGAUAUCGGCGUAGAGGACUUCGAGCAAGAUAACGAAGCCAGCCCUACAGGAGAAAUUCGCGAAGCGGAAGAGGCUGCCCAGGUUGAAGAAAUGGUAGAGGAAAUGAUCCAGGAGGGUGCGAAGCAGCUGCGCAAAGAUCCCGUUAAUGUCGUUAUUGUGGUCGCCUUGAGUGGGUGCAUCGCACUUCUUGCUGUCAUUCUGGGAUAUUUCGUGCUUCGUGAAUGAAACCGCCGUAACAGGACUACUGUCAACAUUGCCAUUCACGACGCUGAGGCUGACGCUGGUUUUGAUUUCGCGGAAUUGUUAAUUUUUCUUAUAUAAUCAUAUAUUAAUAAAAAGUAACAAUCACUA